This is a messenger RNA of Rhipicephalus sanguineus (brown dog tick), 2754 nucleotides long. RefSeq lists its product as uncharacterized. The transcript has a single exon. NCBI's taxonomy places the organism in Eukaryota, Metazoa, Arthropoda, Arachnida, Ixodida, Ixodidae. The coding region runs from base 1 to 2754 and encodes 917 amino acids. The record is from RefSeq and is a predicted model, not a curated record.
AUGACCCAGGAGCUUUCCCUUGAAAUCGCAAACCUCAGAGCAGACUGCGAGGGCACGUAUACGUGGUGCGCACGGGGCCUGAGCUCAUGCAUCGACUAUGCCCUUGUGUCACCAGGUCUUGGCAAGAGCCUCCGGAAUGUGCAUAUUGAUGAGGAAGGCCGGCACAGUUUGGGUAGUGACCAUAAUCGCCUCAGGCUGCAGUUUGAAGCAUCUCCUUGGCGUCAAAAGGUGAAGAAACACGAGCCUGCUACGCGGUUUCUCCCCGACGCGGCCUACGAGGAAGUGGCCAACGAAUUUGAACUAUGCCCCGGCCGCGAACAAGCAGAUACCUAUGAGCAGUACAUUGCCCAGCUCCGCCAGAUCAUGCGGAAACACGAGAAGAUUGUCAAGGCGCGUCGAGGGUUUAGCAGAAAGAGUUGGUGGGAUGGGGAGGUCCAAGCAGCAAUAAAAGCCCGCCGAACCGCCAACCGAUGUCACCGCCAGUGUGUAAAGAGGCCCCACAGCGCGGAUGUCCAGGCGUCAUGGCAGGAAUAUCUGCGGCGAAAACGGGAGAUGCAGGCUAUCACACAACGGAAGAUAGCAGAAGCCAAUCACAAGACGCUCCAUGCAAUCAAGUCUGCAGGCAGAGGAGCAGCGGCCAAAUUCUGGACAUAUGUCUCUCGGCUCGAUGGCAAAGCAACACAACCGGAAAUUCGCACAGAAUCAUCGGGGGACAAGACCACAGAUCUCCACCGAGCCUUAACCGACCAUCUUCACCAACUGUACGCGCAGCCACACCCCAGUACACAUACUGAACUCCCCUGCCCAGAUGUCUCAGAACCGACUGGCACAGGCCACCAGAAGUGGACAGUGGCAAGGAGCGCCAUUGACAGGGCUAUCUCCAAGAUAGGUGCCCGCACUGCUCGGGGCUUCGACGGCAUUCCUGCAGGGCUGGUGAAACGCCUCGGUGCUGGUGCACGGGCCCAGCUGGCCGAUUUCUUCAGCGAAAUCCUAGCUGGUGGCCCUAUACCAAGUGACUGGCUACGUGGCAAAGUAAUCCUGCUCCCGAAAAGGGGGGGAGACCCCGGCCUCCUACGAGACUACAGGCCGCUCACAAUCACAAGUGUUGUGUACCGAGUGUUCGCACAAGUUCUCAAGGUCUGGAUGACUACGUGGGCCGAAGAGGGUGGUCACCUCACGGAGUUACAGAACGGUUUUCGACGAGACCGACGGCUGGAGGACAACCUUUUUGUCCUGACCCAAUGUAUAGAGGUUGCACGAAAGGAGGAACGGGGACUGAUUGGCUGCUUCCUAGAUGUGUCAAAGGCCUAUGACAGUGUACCACACGAGCUAUUACUACAGCAUCUAGAGGCACUUGGGAUGCCGCCCACAUGGACUGGAUUACUCGGACGCCUGUAUAGAGAUAGCUCUGUUGUGGCCACCCUAAACGGAGCCUACUCAAGUGAGGUGAGGGUGGGCAAGGGAUUAAAACAAGGCUGCCCUCUUUCACCCUUACUCUAUAUGUUGUAUACCGCCGGUGUAGAGCGCAAAAUACUAGCCUCUGGGGUGGGCUUUGUGGUGGAGCGCAUAAGCGAUGGGCUCAAAGAACAGCAAACCCUGCCGGGACUCGUAUUCGCUGACGACAUUGUGCUGCUGGCGGGAAACAGUGGCGACCUGCAGACCCUCGUUACCAGCUGUGCCGAAGCCAUGGCGCCACUGGGACUGCAGUUCAACACGAAGAAAUCGGCGGUGGUCAACUUCUCUGGCCCGGGGCUUCCUGGUUUGCUGACACUGCCAGAUGGAGGACUGCUGCCCGAAGCACCUGAGUACCGAUACCUCGGGGUGAACUUCUGGGCACAAGUAGAUUAUACAGCAAACCACGAGAGGAACUUGAGACAAACAUCCCAGAGGGCCGGCCAAGUACUCCGUAGGAGGUGCCUGUGGGGUUUCAACCGCCCCAUUAUGGUGCGCGAACUAUGGAAGGCGGUACACGUGCCGGCGCUGACUUUCGCUAAUGCAGUGAUUUGCCCCGCUGCGCAGACCCGGGAGUGGCUUGAACGCAGUCAGCGCGCCGUGGGACGACUGGAUCUGGGGUGCCACGGCAACGUUGCCAACGAGGCAGUCCAGGGUGAUUUGGGUUGGUCCUGUUUCGAAGCGCGGGAAGCUCGGAGCAAGCUGUCCUACGAAGGCAGGUUGCGCCUGAUGCAGCCACAUCGCUGGGCACGGCGAAUAUUUGAUUAUGUUCACCGCAACGGCAUCCGCACCAGAUGGUCGAAAAGACUGCGGCACCUAAGCAGGAAAUACGGCUUCUAUGCGAGCCCUGUGCAGGAGGACACCGAGCGUAAGUGGUCCAAAGCAGUGAAGACCCAAGUGCGAAUGACGGAGGCUGACACUUGGCGGCGAGACAUGGAGGAGAAGAGUACACUGAGGAUCUAUAGGGAAUCCAAACAGGAAAUCCAUGUCGAACCUCUAUUCGACAAUAGUGUAUCCAGCAGCCUCCUCUUCGAAGCACGAGCCGGCGCUCUCAGAACUCUGGCAUAUCGCCGGCGCUUUGAUGACAGCGUGGGAGAUGCAAUGUGCCGUGUAUGUGGUGCCGACGAGGAGACAAUCGAACACUUGGUCAUGAACUGCGAGGGCCUCACAACAGCACCUACAGAUGGCACCACCUUACAGCAGGCGCUUGGCUUCUCGCCCAACGACGCUCCUGAUGGUGGCGGAGUGGCUACGACCAAGAAGCGACUCAGUGAGUGGUGGACAAAGGUGCGCGCACAUUGA